Centropristis striata (black sea bass) is the source of this 2412-nucleotide messenger RNA. RefSeq names its product beta-1,4 N-acetylgalactosaminyltransferase 2-like. Bases 1 to 1437 code for a protein of 478 amino acids. Gene Ontology annotation, biological process: UDP-N-acetylglucosamine metabolic process; UDP-N-acetylgalactosamine metabolic process. The transcript has 11 exons. NCBI's taxonomy places the organism in Eukaryota, Metazoa, Chordata, Actinopteri, Perciformes, Serranidae. The record is from RefSeq and is a predicted model, not a curated record.
AUGGCUGUGUUUAACAGAGCACAACUAUCAACAGCUGCUGUUUUGUGUGUGAUCAUCCUGCUGACUUUGUAUGUCACGAUAUUCUCUCCUGGAGAUCUAAUCAAAAACAUUCCUGCUCCACAAAAACUGAGGUCUUCCAGGUUGCCAACCCUGAAUCAUCCUCCUGCUCCUGUUUCAUGCAGCUGUCCUCAGGGGUCAGUGCAGCUCAAAGAUCACCUCCCUCAGGACCAGAAGGAGGAGCUGGUGAAACGCCGAGCUAAGGAGUUCCAAAAACACAAAAACAGGACGACCUCUGUAUUAUCCAGACUGCUGUUGGCUUUGCCUAAUUCUCCUCUGCAGUAUCCUAUCCAGGGUUUUAAAGUGCGGCCUUUGACCUCCACUCUCAUACCAGGUUUAGCACUGCAUGCAGGACAAAGAAGCAACUACAAGGUGUCCUUAACUGUGUCCAAAGGAGUCCUGACCACAAAGAUUCCAGCUGAAGGGGUGAAGGUCCAAGGUGAUGGUGAGAACAAACUGAUAAUGGAGUCCAGCAGCCUUGUGACCCUCAAUGACCUGCUGGCUAAAGUGACCUACACCAGCACAGUCUACCAUAUAGACACUGGAGACCUAGCCUCCUUCCAGUUUGAGAACCAUGAAGCCAUAUUUCCCAUUACCAUCAAACAGCCUCAACUGCCAGUCCUGUAUGACAUGGGAACAGAUAUCAGCUCUCACGUCACCAUCACCACAAAGACGUUCCUGCGCUACACACAACUCAAAGCUUUGUUGAGUAGCAUCCGGCGUUUCUAUAGCAACAUAAAAGUCAUCAUUGCAGACGACAGCUUUGAACCAGAGCACAUGACUGGAGAACACAUUGAACAGUACUUCAUGCCUCCAGCACAGGGCUGGUUUGCUGGCAGGAAUCUGGCGGUGUCCCAGGUAACCACCAAGUACUUCCUGUGGUUAGACGAUGACUUUGUGUUUACAGAGAAGACAAAGAUCGAGAAGCUGGUGGAGGUGAUGGAGGCGGUCCCUGAACUGGACAUGGUGGGUGGCACAGUACAAGGGAACCAGUUUUAUUUCUCCAUUCUCUAUGAGGAAGGAGAAGAAAUGGAAGGUGGCUGUCUGCACAGGAAAUCUAAAAAGAAGUUUAGCUCACUUCCUGGUUAUCCACAAUGCUCUCUGACCAGUGGGGUGGUCAACUUCUUCCUAGCACGUACAGAUGCAGUCCAGAAGGUGGGAUUUGACCCUAAGCUCCAGAGGGUAGCACACUCAGAGUUCUUCAUGGAUGGCCUGGGCUCCUUGCUGGUUGCCACAUGUAACCACGUGUCUAUUGGCCAUCAGCGCAAACAAAACCAAUCCAAGUACAACCACUUCAGACACCCUGCAAGGAAUGACGCAGAGUUCAAACUGCGGCUUCACUUCUUUAAGAACCACCUGAAGUGCAUCAAAUAUGGAUAGAAGACCACCAUAGGACACUGAGUUACAUAUUUCCCUGCACUUUUUAACAUAUGUAUUUCAUUUUUAUCUUUCUUCUCUGGUUUUUUAAUUGUUUGAUCCUUUGUGAUUAGUUUUGAAUGAAUUUGUUUUAUACAGUAUCACUGUAUAGCCACACAAGCAUAAUAUAAGUAUUUUAUUAGGCUUAUCUUUGGUGAGAUUUACCUAAAAACAAAAUGAAGUUCAUGGGAAGGCCAACUUUUACUUUUAUAUGGUUGUUAUACAUGGUUAAUAGAGAAAGUUAAAUAAAGAAAUGACUUUUGAUCAUAUGCUAUUUUAUUGGAUUUUGAUUUAUAUAUAGUACUUCAUUAAAUUAUUAGUAUAAAGGUAUUCUGAAAAAAAAUGCAUGUCCAUCAUCUUCUUUGUAAAGCAGGUUAUAAAUUAAAUUUAUUUGUUCCAUUUCAAAGUUCUGUGGGUCAUUCACAUAGUCCAUCCAAUGUCAAUCUCUGUAGAUGGAGCUCAAACCUAAAUAUAUUUUGAAUAAUUUAAAUGUUUUUAGUGUAGUGAAGCAUAAUACAGGUGCCUGUCAAAUUAAGUAAUGGAAACACUAAGCAUAAAAACAUCUGCUGUAUAAAGGCUGGUUAAAGAUAGAAGAGGUAUCUGUGCAGUUAUGUACUUGUGUUAUUGUGGGUGAGAAUACACCAUUUGUCCCUAUUUUGUCAUUGCAGCAUUUCAUAUUAAUCUAACCGUUUGUUUUGUUAUUAUUUAACCAUAUUCUAUCCUGGGUUUGUUUCUGUUAGCAGGUAGGAUUUUUUGUUGUUUUGUUUUGAUUCAGUUUAUUCCCCUCAUACUCACCUGGUGCUCAGGAUAAAGGAAGGAAGCGCCCAGCCACUUCCUCCUUUUGUACCCUGGAUGACAUCAUCGGUGAUGUCACUGGAGCAGACUAAGGAAGGAGGAGAGGCUGAUUUAAAAUAAGUUAUUUUACAAAGUGCUGCCAUG